Messenger RNA from Pimephales promelas (fathead minnow), 677 nucleotides. RefSeq names its product golgi transport 1A (gene golt1a). Gene Ontology annotation, cellular component: endoplasmic reticulum; membrane. The record is from RefSeq and is a predicted model, not a curated record. Gene Ontology annotation, biological process: endoplasmic reticulum to Golgi vesicle-mediated transport; retrograde transport, endosome to Golgi. NCBI's taxonomy places the organism in Eukaryota, Metazoa, Chordata, Actinopteri, Cypriniformes, Leuciscidae.
AAGUAUUUAUGGGAAACAUUCAAAUCAGUAAGAACCAAGGACCAAAACUGGGACAUCUAAGCCAAGAAAGACAACACAGGGGAAACCAUGAUCACAAUCACUGCGUUUCAGAAAAUCGGUGUGGGCCUGUCAGGAUUCGGCAUAUUCUUUGUGCUGUUUGGAAUAUUGCUGUACUUUGACUCGGUCCUGUUGGCGUUUGGUAAUAUUUUGUUUCUGUCUGGUCUGGCCUUCAUCAUUGGCUUGAGGAGGACCGUCUACUUCUUUUUCCAGAGAGAGAAGCUCAGAAGCUCCGCCUUCUUUCUAGGAGGCGUGGCUUUAGUUCUACUAAGAUGGCCUCGUAUUGGCAUGCUAGUGGAAACCUAUGGCUUUGUGCUUCUAUUUAAGUCAUUCUUCCCAAUGGCUUUUGGAUUUCUCUCAACAGUCUUGAACAUUCCCUUUUUAAAUACGAUUUUAAACAAGUUAUCUGGAAGCAGUUCCUCAAUGGUGUGAGGGCAGAUGUUGGACAUCUGGAUGUGCUGCUGCAGUGCACUGUUCAAAUUUUAGUUUUUUUAAAUAUAGUAUAUAGAUAUAACUAAGGGAUAUGAUGGAUUGUGUGAGUCAUUUUUUAUAACAACAUGUAAUAACACUACAAUAACUUAAGAAUGUUAUUUUUUUGUUCAAAACAUAUCUUUUUCCAU